Messenger RNA from Vanessa atalanta (red admiral), 7346 nucleotides. RefSeq names its product fatty acid synthase-like. Bases 1 to 7224 code for a protein of 2407 amino acids. The transcript is spliced from 40 exons. Gene Ontology annotation, molecular function: 3-oxoacyl-[acyl-carrier-protein] synthase activity; oxidoreductase activity; fatty acid synthase activity. Lineage: Eukaryota; Metazoa; Arthropoda; Insecta; Lepidoptera; Nymphalidae. The record is from RefSeq and is a predicted model, not a curated record. Gene Ontology annotation, biological process: fatty acid biosynthetic process.
AUGGCACCCACAACUAUCUCAGAAGACUCGCUGACGUCGGGCCAACGGAUGCCGUCUCCAGACCCUGGUGAUGAAGUCUUCAUCACCGGCACCUCUGGUUGCUUCCCUAAUUCGGAAUCAGUUGUACACUUACAAGAGAAUUUGUUUAAUAAGGUGGACCUGAUAUCAGGGGAUGAUCGUCGUUGGAUGUUGACUCACCCUGAUAUCCCGCAACGUACUGGCAAAAUCUAUAACAUUGAAAAAUUCGACGCUAGAUUUUUUGGCGUGCACUACAAGGAGGCACACAGUAUGGAUCCUAUGACUAGAAUCAUUUUGGAGAAAACAUACGAAGCUAUCAUCGACGCUGGUUUUAAUCCGAAGGAAGUGCGCAACACCAGGACUGGUGUGUUCAUCGGUGUUUGCUUCUCGGAAUCGGAGUUGGAAUGGUGGUACAAAAAAAUGCACGUCAAUAGUUACGGUAUAACUGGCUGUUCCCGAGCCAUGAUAGCCAACCGUAUCUCUCACUGGCUUGGAGUUACUGGUCCUUCCUACUCUGUGGAUUCAGCUUGUUCCAGUUCUAUGUAUGCUUUGGAACAUGCAUACAAAGCUAUACGUGACGGCCAUUGUGACGCAGCUAUUGUUGGAGGAUGCCAUCUGUGCCUCAAUCCUUUCGUCUCAUUACAGUUCUUUAGACUCGGUGUUCUAUCUACUGAUGGAAGGUGCAAGUGUUUCGACAACGGUGCAACUGGUUACGCCCGUUCUGAAGCAGUAGUGGUUUGUUUCCUGCAGAAAGCUAAGGAUUCAAGAAGGGUCUACGCCCAAAUAAUCCAUGCUAAAACUAACUGUGAUGGGUAUAAAGACCAAGGUAUCACCUACCCUUCUGGUGAGGUGCAGAAGUUACUUCUCAGUGAAUUUUACGAAGAGUGUUCCAUUCCACCCAACACCGUCGAGUACGUAGAAGCACAUGGAACAGGUACAAAGGUUGGAGAUCCCGUAGAACUGAAAGUCAUUGGUGACAUUUUCUGUACUGGGCGAUCUGAUCCUCUAAUGAUAGGAUCUAUCAAGUCUAAUUUGGGACACUCUGAACCGUCGUCUGGUCUUUGUUCACUGGCGAAGCUCUGCAUCGCAUACACAACAGGAUAUAUUCCUCCAAAUAUAAACUACAAAGUCCCAAGAAAAGAAAUACCACUUCUCGAGGAGGGAACACUGAAGGUAGUGACUGAGAAGCAGCCAUGGGGCAGGGGCAUGUCUGCUAUCAACAGUUUCGGCUUUGGGGGUGCGAACGCCCACGUCUUGCUCAAAAACGUUGCGAGACCGAAGGUCAAUAAUGGAAUGCCGUCAGAUGAUUUGCCCAGAUUGAUCUGCGUGUCGGGUCGAACUGAAUCUGCCGUGGCCAAGAUUCUAGAUGACCUUGAGUCGAGGACUGUUGACGCUGAACUUGUUAGACUUUUACACGCGAUACACGAUGAAGAUAUCAGUGGACACGGUUUUAGAGGAUACACUUUAUUGGGCUCGACUCCAACGAAGAGCUUGUUACUAGCUCGGAACAUCCAAUCCUUCUCCGGUACUCGUCGUCCAGUUUGCUUCGUAUAUUCCGGUAUAGAUUCCUAUUGGACAGGAAUGGCUACACAGCUCAUGAGGGUCCCUAUAUUCGCUGCUGCUAUUGAAAAGUGCCAAAAUGCAUUAGAGCGUAAGGACACAGAUUUGGUCAAGCUUAUAACGGAUCCAGACCCAAAAAUAAACGAUAACGUCCUCAAUACUUUCAUCGGUAUCACCGCUCUUCAAAUUGGUCUCACGGAUGUCCUGAAAGCUGUUGGUAUUGAACCCGACUUUAUUAUUGGUCACGGUGUGGGUGAAUUAGUUUGCGCUUACGCAGAUGGCUGUUUCACAGCAGAACAGACGAUUCUCUCUGCAUAUUAUAUCGGUUUAGCUGUCACUGACACUGCUUUAAUUAAGGGCUCUAUGGCUGUAGUAGGACUUGGAUUUAAGGAGAUAAAAACAUUACUUCCGCCCGAAAUUGAAGUGGCUUGCCACAAUGGACCUGACUCCAGCACGAUUACUGGCCCAGCGGAUACAAUAAAGACUUUGGUUGCCAAACUAGUAGCGCAAGGAAUCUUUGCCAAGGAGGUAUUUUGCAAUGACAUCGCCUACCAUUCGCGAUACAUCACUGAAGCUGGACCUACACUUCUUAAAUAUCUGAAGGAAGUUAUUCCAACACCAAAACUACGUUCAGAGCGGUGGUUGUCUACUUCUAUUCAGCAGGACUUGUGGGAACAUUCCAAAGCUAAGACAUCCUCAGCGGAAUACCACAGCAACACUUUGCUAAGUCCAGUGCUGUUUGAGGAGACAGCUCGACUUGUUCCUGAAAACGCUAUUACUAUAGAGAUUGCCUCAGACGACCUCCUGCAGAAAUGUUUACCUCAAUCUGUUAAGAAGGAUAUUAUCAAUGUCCCAUUAACCGAGAGAAAUCACGAGGACAACGUUCAAGUUCUCUUCACGGCUCUGGGCAAGUUAUACGAAGCCGGACUGAACCCACACCUCGCCAGUCUUUACCCCACUGUCAAUUUUCCUGUGUCACAAGGAACCCCAAUGCUUUCACAUCUGGUCGAGUGGGAGCAUAGUGAAGAUUGGUACGUAAUAUCCUACAAAGGCAGUGUAAUGGAGUCUAGUGAAAGAACGGUGUACAAGAAUAUUAAGCACGAAAUGACGGAGUUCAUGAUUGGUCACGUUGUUGAUGGUCGUAACUUGUACCCUGCAACCGGCUACUUAGUGAUGGUGUGGGAAACCCUUGCAAUGAUGACUGGGGAGAUGUUCAUGCAAGUAUCGGUGGUGUUCGAGAACGUGCGAUUCCAAAGAGCUACUAAUAUCCCUAAAGACGGAAUGUUAGAGUUCCUUGUUAUGAUUCAGAAAGGAAGUGGAAAUUUUGAGAUCUUUGAAGGCGGAACAUCCGUUGUAACUGGAAGGAUAUAUGCACAGAAAAACGUCGGAAAAGAUUAUCGUGUACUUCCAGAUGAGCCUGAAUCCACAGGACCCAAUGUCAAACACUUACUUACGAGGGACUUCUACAAGGAGUUACGUUUAAGAGGUUACCAGUACAGCGGUCUCUUCCGAGGCGUAAUCGGAUGUAACGUGGAGGGCACCCGAGGCCGCCUGGCUUGGAUCAACAACUGGGUCUCGUUUAUGGACUGUAUGCUGCAGAUGAAGAUCAUUAAUACAGACACUCGAGGUCUUUUCGUGCCCACCAGUAUUGAGAAACUGUGUAUCGAUACAGAUAUGCACCAAGAAGCUAUAUCGAAAAUGGAACCUGAUUCUACAAGGCAGUCGUUUGAGAUUAGGGUGUAUCCUACUUUUAAUAUUAUCAGAGCUGGUGGAGUCGAAAUUCGAGGCUUACAAGCAACCCCUAUUUCAAAAAGGAAUCCUCUCGGUAUACCAGUUUUAGAAAAGAACGUAUUCAUACCCAACUUCGGAAAGUCUGAGAUGAAGAUUGAAGAAAUUCUCAGAAGCAACGUUCAGCUCAUUCUUGAAAAUAUGCAAAUUUACAAAUUUAAAAGUGUUGAAAUAAUUGACGACGCAUAUAAAACUGCUGAAUUAAAACCUAUCUUGGGUAAAGUAGCAGAAGUCUUAGGUGACUUACCUCUAGUACAAGCUGAUUUAUCCGUUAUUUCUGAAGAUCCUAUUGAAAUGCCAUUUAAUAUUUGUAAAGAAAAUAAAAAGUUGAUUGGAGAAAAUAAUAUCCUACUACUUAUAGGUGCUAAUCUGCUCCACAGACCUGAAGUACUUAAAGAUGGGUUAGCAACUCUCCGCAAAGGAGGAUUUAUCAUGAGCCGUGAAAAAAAUUCUAUUAAUCCUAAUGAUUUUUCUGACAAAUACGACAUCAUUACCAUACAAGAUACUGGCGUCGAAUAUAUCAUCCUCUUCCGAAAACGGGUUCCAAUAAAAUCAGCAAAAUUUGUUAACAUCGCCUCAGCCGAUCAAACAUAUGCUUGGGUGGACAAAGUAAAGGAGGAACUCGAAACUGGACAAAAACUGGUUCUAUAUAGUCAAAAUGAGCCUUUAAAUGGACUAUUAGGUCUCAUCAAUUGUCUGAGGAAAGAACCUGGAGGAGAAAUAGUCUAUGGUCUAUUAAUUGCCGAUCCUUUGGCACCGCCAUUUAAACCAGAUUUAGAUUUCUAUGCAAAUCAGUUGAAUAAGGAUUUAGCUAUAAAUGUUUAUCAAGACGGUCAAUGGGGAACGUACCGUCAUUUACUCUUAGGUGACUUGGAUACAGUUCAGGCCCAUCAUGCCUUUGUAAACACCGUCACUAUUGGAGAUCUAUCUUCACUGAGCUGGCUGGAGGGACCUAUCAGAGAGAAUCCAGAUUUCAAAAACCCAGACAAUAUUCUUGUGCAUAUAUACUGCGCUGCUUUAAAUUUUCGGGACGUAAUGACUGCAAUGGGGCGCGUGACGGUCGAUUCCAUCGCAACGGGCAGACUUGCACAAGAGUGCGUGCAAGGGUUUGAGAUCGUCGGCAGAACGUGCAAUGGUACACGAGUUAUGGGCAUAGUGAUAAAUAGUGGUUUGGCUAACAUGGUGGUAGUGGAGAAGACGCUCUUAUGGGCCAUCCCUGAUGAAUGGACUUUCGAAGAAGCUGCAACUGUGCCUGUGGCUUACGCAACUGUAUACUUUGCAUUGGUAAUGAUGGGUCAGAUACAAAGAGGAGAAUCUAUCUUGAUCCACGCUGGUUCUGGUGGUGUUGGUCAAGCCGCCAUCAACGUUGCUCUUCACUACGGAUGUGAAGUGUUCACUACUGUUGGUACUCCGGAGAAAAGAGCCUUUAUCAAGAAGCUUUUCCCACAACUUAAGGACAGUCAUAUCGGUAAUUCUCGCGACACGUCCUUCGAACACAUGGUCAGAAAAGAAACAAGCGGAAAAGGAGUUAAUUUGGUACUCAAUUCUCUUGCCGAUGAGAAAUUACAGGCUUCGAUUCGCUGUCUCGGAUACCGCGGUCGCUUCUUAGAAAUCGGAAAGUUUGACAUUAAUAACAACACGCCCAUUGACGUCUCCUUCUUCCGCAAUGAAAUCUCCUUCCAUGGAGUUAUGUUGAACCUCCAGAUCGAAGAUGGCGAAGCUUUUAAGUCACUUACUGAACUGCUGGUUACUGGUAUUGCGAGCGGCGCUGUUCGCCCGCUCACGAACUGCACUUUCGAGAAAAACGAAAUUGAGACCGCAUUCAGGUACAUGGCAGCUGGAAAGCAUAUUGGUAAGGUGAUUAUAAAAAUUCGUGAUGAGGAACGAAGCAGUCGUUUUAUAAAACCUAAGAAUAUAUGCAUGGAUGCUGUUCCAAGGUACAUGUGUGAUAAAGAUUUAGUGUACAUCGUGGUAGGAGGUCUUGGUGGCUUCGGUUUGGAGCUUGCAGAUUGGCUUAUCUUGAGGGGAGCUAGAAAAGUGCUGCUCACCUCCAGGAAAGGAAUCAGCAACGGUUACCAAUCAUCAAGGCUAAAAGCAUGGGCGGGCUAUGGAGCUGAUGUACAAAUUUCAACGCACGAUGUCACAACUGAAGAAGGAUGUGAACAAAUGUUGAAGAUGGCGAACGCUAUGGGAACAGUCGAGGCGAUAUUCAACUUGGCAGUGAUAUUGAAAGAUUCCAUUUUCCAGAAUCAGACUGCAGACUCUUUUAAGACAUCAUUUGCUCCCAAAGCACUGGCUACAAUGAAUUUGGACAAAUUUUCGAGGAAAAUGUGCCCUAAAUUAAAGGAUUUCGUGAUAUUCUCAUCUGUAUCUUGCGGUCGUGGUAACGCUGGACAGACCAACUACGGUUUCUCCAACUCUGUGAUGGAGAGAAUCUGCGAGUCGAGAAAGAAGCUCGGUCUCCCCGCGCUCGCCAUACAGUGGGGUGCCGUGGGUGACGUCGGUCUCGUAGCAGACAUGCAAGACGAAGACGUCCAAUUGGAAAUCGGUGGAACUUUACAACAAAGGAUUUCCUCCUGUCUGCUAUCUCUGGAUAAAUUCUUGAAACAGAAUGCCGUUAUAGUGUCCUCGAUAGUUGUAGCCGCAAAGAAGGCUGGAGGCUCUGGGUCUGCAAGUGCUGCGGAAGCAGUUUCGCAGAUUUUAGGUAUCAAAGAUCUCAAGACAGUGUCUCAGCAAGUGGCUCUUGCUGAAUUGGGCAUGGACAGUAUGAUGGCGAUCGAGAUCAAACAAACUUUAGAGAGGGAAUUCGAGAUGUUUCUGACAGCGCAAGAUAUCAGAUCCCUGACAUUUGCAAGGCUAGUAGAACUAGCAGCUCAAAAAGAAAUGGACGCGUCGACAUCAGCUCGCUCUGUCAUCCCUGAUGAGGUCACCGGUCUCAAACUCCUGAUGAGGAAUUUUGGUGAUGAGAAAUUGGCUUAUGAACCUUUUAUAUACAUGCCAUCUAUGGUUAGCGAUGGCUCAGAGGUCGAUGUAUUAGAUAGCGAAAAAGAGCUGACAAUGUUUCUGUUGCCUGGUAUAGAAGGUUGUGCUUCAGGAAUGAAGGCUUUAUGUAGUGGGCUUAAGAUCAAGACUUGUGUUUUACAGUUUGGCUAUGAAGAGAACCGGGAUACAUUAAGCUGCUUUGUCAAAAGAUUGUACAAGACAGUUAAAUCAAAAUUGACUCCUGGAAAUCCAUACAUACUUCUCGGAUACAGUUUUGGUACCCUACCCAUGCUAAAACUGGCAAGCAUGCUGGAAAGCGAUGGUCACAAUGGCACAGUAUUCUGCAUAGACGGGAGUCCAGACUUUGUCUACAAGCUACUUACCUCGACAUUGUCUACCUCAAGUGACACUCAACUUCAAAACAGCUUGAUUUGCCGAACCAUGGAAUUGAUGGCUCCGAAAAGUGAUGUCACAAAAACACUCAUGAAGAAACUCGAGGAAAUCGAAUCGUUUGACGAGAGAAUUAAUUAUGCAAUAAAGAUCAUUCCACCAGAGAUGAACUACUCAGAUAAAUUUGCUAAAUUUAUUGCGAUUGCUGUUUUCAACCGUAUGAAAAUUAUUCUUGAUCAAGACGAAUUUAAGAAGAUCAAAGCUUCAAUAGUUCUAUUGCGUCCGAAGGAAAAUCCGUUCUUGGUGAUCGAAGAAAAUUAUGGUCUGGAAAAAUUCACAGACGGUACCCUCACAGUUCAUCACGUAGAUGGUGAUCAUGUUAGUAUAGUUGAGAAUAAGGAUUGUGCGAAUAUUAUAAAUAAAGUUUUAGCUGAAAAUUAUUAUGCAAAGAUGGACAAGAAAAUUGUAUCGAGUAUAGUCGACUAACCGUGUUCAGAAGGCGUUUAAUCAAUAAAAUGUUUAUAAAAUUCAGAUUCAGAAUGGGAAUUCCAGUUUAAUAUUUUGUCACAAAUUGUGUAACAGGUUUAAUGGUGUCUGUUCUUGUAAAG